AUGCUGUCCUCCCUCGCGCUCUCCGCAGUCCCAUUGCUGCUGGCCGGCCUGCAGGCUGUGACGGUGGGCGCGGUUCCAACCAUUUCGGCGGUCGGAUCCAAGUUCUUCUUUGAGAAUGGCACACAGUACUACCUCAAAGGUGUCGCCUAUCAGUUGACUCCCAGCGAUCCGCUUAUCGAUACCGCCCAGUGCAAGCGCGAUAUCGUGCGCAUGUCCGAGUUGGGUGCCAACGCCAUCCGAGUGUACCACGUUGAUCCCACUGCCGACCACGAGGGCUGCAUGACGGCCUUUGCAGAUGCUGGCAUCUACCUAUUCGUCGAUCUCGAUACCUUUACCACCCAAAUUGAGCAGACAUCCCCUCACUGGAACGAGACCCAAUUCGACCGUUUCAAGGAAGUUCUCGAUGAGUUCCAGCAGUUCAAAAACACCGCCGGUGUCUUUGUUGGCAAUGAAGUCCUGACCACGGCCAAUGGCUCCCACGCUGCCCCCUACGUUCUGGCUGCUGCCCGUGAUAUCAAGGCCUACCGUGACCAGAAGGGUUACCGGGACAUCCCUGUUGGCUAUUCCGCGGCCGAUAUCGCUGAUCUGCGCCCCAUGCUCCAGAACUACCUUGCAUGCUCCAAGAACGAAUCGGAGCGCCUGGACUUCUAUUCGCUGAAUGCCUAUGAGUGGUGCGGCGAGUCUAGCUACAGCGUUUCGGGAUACGACAUGCUGCAGAAGAAUGCCACGGACUACCCCAUUCCCAUCUUCUUCUCCGAGACGGGUUGCAACACCCCCGCACCUCGUACCUUUGAUGACCAGGCCUCCAUCUUUGGCUCGAAGAUGUCCGGCACUUGGUCCGGUGCGAUCAUCUAUGAGUGGAUUGAGGAGACCAACAACUACGGCUUGAUCAGCUACGGCCCCUCGGUUAGCGCUGCGACCAACACCAUCGUCGAAGAUGGCUACACCCGCCAGGGCACACCAACCCCGGUGUCCCCUGACUUUUCCAACCUCAAGUCCCACUGGGCGACCCUAAGCCCCACUGGAGUUGUCCUUUCCAACUAUAAGAAGGAGACUGCCAGCAUUUCGGCCGCCGAGUGUCCCGCUUACACCUCUGGCGGCUGGGCGGUCGACCCGAGCUCCUCUCUUCCCACUCUGGGACAGACCUACAGCGAGAACGAGUCUGGAAGUACUGCCACUGCUUCGGGCAAAGGCUCGACUGCCUCUGGAACGAGCGCCAGCUCCACCAAGAACGCCGCCAGCACCGUUGGCGCUCACGGCUCCUCGGCUCCCGCUCACCUGCUGACUAUUUCUGUUCUGCUCUCCGCUGGCGUGGGAGCAGUUGCCUUCUGGCUGUGA
Molecule: messenger RNA, 1338 nt
Organism: Penicillium brasilianum
Lineage: Eukaryota; Fungi; Ascomycota; Eurotiomycetes; Eurotiales; Aspergillaceae
Source: the annotation of a GenBank genome assembly